Messenger RNA from Porites lobata, 1730 nucleotides. The record is from the annotation of a GenBank genome assembly. NCBI's taxonomy places the organism in Eukaryota, Metazoa, Cnidaria, Anthozoa, Scleractinia, Poritidae.
AUGGCGUCUCUCGAAAACACGAGUGAUAGCUAUCUCGAAUCUCUUGCCAAAGAGGCAAAGAAGAAUGAUGUGGCGUUUAUGGACAUCAUAAAAGAGUUUCCCGUAAUUUACAACCGUGCCUGUGCAGAUUUUAAAGAUCGGAACAUAAAGAACAACGCCUGGCGAAAGAUUUCAGAGUUGCUUGAUUUACAAGAAUCCAAGUGUAAGCAAAGAUACGAAAGCAUUAGGACAACUUUUUCAAGGUACGUACGGAAGGCACUUGGGAAAAGUGGCGCUGGCAGAGAUGACAUUCAGUUAGAUCCGAAGUAUGAACACUUGAGGUGGCUUGCAACCUUCAUUAAAACAAGACCUACAUCUGGCAAUGUGCAAUUAGUGCGUGAAGCUGAAGAGCAAUCAAACUCAGACAAUGGGGAAUCCGAAGAGGAAGAAGACAAGUUUCCAUCACAAGAAACUUCUCCGUCCAGGUAAAUAUUGUUUAUUUAAUUUGCAUGGGUGUGUGUUUGUGUUUAAUACACAAGUCUGUUAGUAAGAGUCAUAGUAGUGUUGGCUUGUUGUCAACAUUUUGAUGAUUCUGCUGAUAAUAAACAAUUUAUCAUUAGAGGAGGCUAAUUUUUCUGUUACUGAGUGAUUAAUGUAAAUGUUUUAAAACUGGUUGAUCAGGGGUUUCUUUAAAGUUUUGAACAGGAGGGCAACUGAGUUUGAAACCCGGGCAAAGAAUUGGCAAGGCCCUCCGAGCAGGGGGGAUCUGGGGCAUGCUCCCUCGGAAAAUUUUGAAAUUCUAUAGUUGCAGAGGUGAGUUUUCCAACAUUCUAAAGCUGCAGACAUUGGUAAAUCAAAUUAACUUGAAAAGGUUACUAACCCUAAGGGGAAGAGGAACAAAACCUUUCGUUACAGGUGAAGAUGGAACUACAAAGUUAGUUAGUGUUCAUACUGUAGUUGGACUCAAGUCCUGAAUUUCCAGAUUACAAGCUCAGUACUCUGACUACUCAGCCCUGCUGUCUCCUGAACCUUAUUUGGCAUUUUGUCUGAGGCUCUGUGAUAGAAAGCUAGAGUUCCUUAUCUGACAGAAGCAUGCAUUAUCAUUAGUGUUCCUUUUUCAUCCUUUUGAUGUCAGAUUGAUGACAGAACCCUUAUUUUAUCACUUUAAUUUUUUUUUGUAGUGAACAAAGAGAUUCAGCUGAGCCUGAAUGGAAGAAACCAAGUGAAAAAAAAUUAAAGAAGACAUUACCAAAAAAGCGAUCUUGGUCUCCUGCUGUAAGUGCCCCAGACCCAAAUUUGGAACUAUGCAAAGUGAUGCAUAGUUUCCAAAAGUCACUAGAUGCUAGCUACAAAGCACAAACACCUCUAAAGACAGAUCAUAAUUCUGAUACUCAUUAUUGCUUAAGUUUGGCUGAGAGAAUGUCUGGUUUGGACAACAAAACUAAAGCCUAUGUGCGGCACUCAAUUGAGAAGUUGUUCUUUGAUAUAGAGUCAGGUGCAUAUGCUACAGUGGUUCCAGCAACCCAGUACCAUGCAACACCCUAUUUUAAUAGUGGUCAGUUCCAUCUGGGGCAACCAAGUCCAAGUUUUUCUCAAGACCUCAGCCACCAUUUAAUUGAGUAAAUUGCAUUAAUAUUAAUGCUUCAUGUAUGUUGACAUUUUCUUUCUGUGAGUAUCGAACAAAGAGCCCCAUUGAAUCAUUUACCUCUAAUAAUCUGUGACUUUAUUAGAUACCAACAUCAAACAGGCCA